CCUACCUGAGGUACGGCGGUACUGCACCCAAGGUAUUCACUCACCUAUAGAGAAACAGACGUCAUCGGCUCGGCGGACAACCACCAUCGAACAUGGGUUCCGAUAAGUCGACCGGGGAGUCCUGUGGGAACCAGGAGAAGUACCGAGGGGACGGGCCGAACAUCUGCAUCAAGACGUCCGAGAGCCGCGUCGCGGCCUCUUUCAAAUGGCUUGACCGAGAAGCUCGCGACUCAACCUACACCAGCUACACCCAGGUUUCCGAUCGCCCGGGGUGCUCAUUUGAUUUUGGGUCAAAUGGCUAUACAGCAUCCUGCAACAUGGGUGGUGAGCUGCUCCAGUUCACCAUUCCGUCUAAUAAAAAGGGCCUCAUCUGGGCCAGGGCACAGGUCGACGGCUCUUUGGGCUCCAUGGUUGCCUCGGCGCAGAAGUACAGGGGACACAAGUCCACAUUUGGCCUUAAAUUCAAGACGCUCAGGGCGGUCCGCAAGACUGAGACGCAACCCGUACCACCAGCACUCGUGCUGGGGGCGGUGGUCGAGCGGGGCGCCUUCAACAACCGGUGGCCAUUCCACGAGUAUUCCCUUGCCCGGGACGACCGGAAAGACGCCGAAGGAGGCAUUUGCGCCCUCUUUUCCCACGUGCGGGGGAAAUUCUUGAUCCAGGUAUUGCGCAUAGAGCAGCAAUCCUGUCGACCAGAGGCGGUAACGUGCAGUCCCGUCCAAGGGAGCAGCGUCGUCUCCCUGCAGCUCGACCUCCCUUCCAAGUUCAGGCAACUGGUGUCGCCCCAGGAUGCCAUAGCCAGAAACCCCCCAAAGGUCGACGCCCAGCUCUUUUGGGUUAAGCCGGGGGGAGAACGUACAAAUAUCAAGCUCGACACUACACGACACAAUGUCAACCUGGAGACGCUCGAGAUGCCCACGUGGCUCGCCGAUGGAUCGGUCCAUGUGCCCGUCAACGUCCAGAGAGACGAUCCUAUUGUCUUCAUCUUUACGCUGCAACUCUGCGAGAAGUCGCUGACCGAGGCCGAACCGCUGCCCGAUCUCACGUCCGAGUCGGUCCACAACUGGCUGGGCAUUGAUCCAUCAAGCGAUUGGGCGACCGGGCCUAUGUGGGAGACCAUAUUCUUCAGAAGAGAUUACCUAACGAACUGCGUCUCGGAACUUUGCGAAGUAAACUUGGUCGCUCGAUGCCUCGAAAAGAUCCAGCACGUGGACGCAGUUCUGUUACCCAAAGGAGAAUACUUCCCUCCAUCCAAGAACAAAGACCCCUUGCAGCGCAGGGGAGAAGAGAAGGACGAGAAAGCACCCCUGGCCCUCGUCAGUAACACCAUUUUCGGGCCCGAGCUGGACAUGCAAGCAUUGUUCUGGAAAGUUCGCUUCCUGGUAAAGGCACAAGAGUUCCUCGCAAAGACCUACGAGGACACGCUCCACGAGAAGACGUCCCAAAACCCGGUCGGCGACACCGGCUUCCACCGCAACGUGGGGAUUGCGGAAUUACAUGGCCGCCUAUUACAGAGCGACAUUGAGCGCAUACUCCUGUUUGUCUUGAGCUUUCUGGAACCCCGGAAUGGGCGCUGGCCCGCAUUCUUGAUGCCCCAGCCCCAGACAAAAGACGAUUUCCGCUCCCCGUACUAUGUCAUCAUCACCAUCUGGUACCUGAUCAAAAAGGGCUACCGAACCGCUUCCAUGGGUCACAUGCACACCCUAGACAAGGGCCCGUCCUGGUUAGCAGAGAGACUCCCAUCUCAGCACUUCCACUUCGACAAGGACACGGAAGGCGAGGUCCUCAUGCUCAAUUGGAUAUACUAUGGGUCCAUCGCUCACCUCGUGGAUCCGCCUGGGGACUUGAAGCCAUGGCUUAACAACACGUGGGGGGUCGCCAGCGAUCUCCACGACAAGGUCCUCAGGCUGAGGAGGGCGGCCAAGAUUGCCCUCGCAGCCAAGGUGUCCUCCAGGAGGCCCUAUGUCCCGAGCGACGAGGUUGUCGACAGACUGGCCUUCCUUGCCCACGAGCUGGAUUUGGAGCAGGAUCAACAGGAGCACCAUGGGGCUCACGUUUGCUCGCUCGUCAUGAGCCGAGUCCGAGACAGGGUCUACACCAAGACCAUCAACCCGGGAUCCAUAGACUGGGAGGACCAAAGUGGCCACCGGGACAUCAGUGCUCCGUGGGAAAUAUUUGUGCUGAGCCACCACAGCCGUCUCGUCAUGGCAAACCUCGAAGCGGGGAAAUCUGCUAACAAGGCAGGCGUGGCGCGGCGGGCCCGGGAAAUAGAGAAGUACAAGGGAAGGUUCUCCGUGUUCCUGACUGCGAACGCGUCUCUCAUGCCCUGCUGGGAGCGAAACAACAUGGCGUCGUGCCAAGCCUGGCUUCGUUCCGAGACGCCUGCCGUCCUCGCCGCCACCCUCCUGGACAUAUACCAGAAGUGUAUGAAGCAACAUGCCACGGCACACCAGAUGCAACACGCGGGCCCCCUAAGCAAGAAGGAGGAGGAGGAACUAAGCAAAGAGAAGGAGCUCGAGAGGCUCUGGGCGUUGACCAGCAAGUCUGCAGCUCGCCGCGCCGAAACCGAUGACUCUCCCCCGCUUGACUGGACCAAGUUCAAACCGCCGCGGCGCUAUCACCCCCGGCACUUCUUCCGAUCCAUGGAAGACACCCCAGAGAAAUACACCAAAGUGGAGAUGGGCCGCGUGCGCAUUCCGAGCACUUUGAGAGACUACCUCCGACCGAAACAGAGUGACAAGUUUGUAGCGCGCGGGUGGACAAGGCCAGAUCUCGAGAAGCUGGUUAAGAACAUGAAGAGCACCGAUACCGCAGAUAUAUCGCUGAUGGACAUCCCGACCUUUGAUCGGACCGUGAAGCAAGACGAUAAGGCUCAAAAACUUUGCAUCUUUGGAAGGCUCACGCCGUCCGACCAUAGCAAACUGUUGCGGGCCGAUACGGACGAUUGGGAUACGGCCGGAAAGCCGCAGGGCGAAGUUAACUAUACCACUCUGGGUCUCAAGGACGCCGAAGAGAAAGAAUUGGUCGACGCACUCUCCCGCAGCCUUGUGAUCCGACGCGUUCAGCAUCGCAUGAUCGUGAUGCCAGACGUCUGCAACAAGGAUUUCGUGGAGCUACUGAUCCACGUACUUCACCGGGAGUCGACCGACUGCGUAGCCAACCACAGCUUCCAGCUUGCGCGCUUCUCUCUGGGCGGGGGCGGGGGCACCACAGAGUAGAUAGCCAGAAUAACCGUGAGAAGCUGGGUGCUCAAAGAUCGCGACGAGUCAUGUAGGUGGGAAGCGGAGCAUGAUACCUUGACGCCCCAGUCAAACGAGGACGAUCCGAUCCGCCUAUCCAGCAGCACCGAGAUGAACAAAGCGCUGGAACAGCUGUCCCGGACGGACGAGUACGAGGCGAUCAAGGAAAAAGCUAAGUCAAAGAUGCUCGUACUGAACGCC
Molecule: messenger RNA, 3440 nt
Organism: Chaetomium strumarium
Lineage: Eukaryota; Fungi; Ascomycota; Sordariomycetes; Sordariales; Chaetomiaceae
Exons: 5
Coding region: 93-3218 (1041 amino acids)
Source: RefSeq, a predicted model, not a curated record